Anopheles maculipalpis is the source of this 617-nucleotide messenger RNA. RefSeq names its product adult cuticle protein 1-like. The transcript has 2 exons. NCBI's taxonomy places the organism in Eukaryota, Metazoa, Arthropoda, Insecta, Diptera, Culicidae. The coding region runs from base 125 to 523 and encodes 132 amino acids. The record is from RefSeq and is a predicted model, not a curated record.
CGGCUCGGGCGUUAACGAUCGUUUGUAUAAAAGGAUCCGACGCUCGUCGUCUAACAUCAGAAGCAAUUCAAGCGUUCUAAAAGCUCAUCCAGCAAUCCCCAACAACACCAAACUACCUACAACCAUGAAGUGCAUCGUUGCCGCCGUUGCCAUCGUCGCCCUGGCCGUCGCCGCCGAGGCUGGAUACCCGUACGCUGGCUAUCCUUACGCCGGAUACGGUGCCACCGUCAUCCAGGCUAACGCCCCAGCCUGGCCGUACGCCGGAUACCCAUAUGCUGCUGCCGCCUACCCGUACGCCCAUGCCGCUGCCUACCCCGCUGCCAUCGCUGCCUAUGCUGCCCCGCACGCCGCCAUCCUGGCCGCUCCCCAUGGCCCAGCUGCCUCGGUUGCCCACCAUGCCGGAGUUGUCCCUGGAGCUACCUCGGUCACCGCUACCCGCGGUGCCGUCCAUGUUGCCCCUCUGCCCGGCCAUGCCGUGUCGCAGAAGCAGCUGAACCUGGCCCCGGCUCCCGGAACUCUGUAAGCUGGAACGCUUUGAUUAGCGCUUAAGGAUACGAUCGGAAAAUUCGGAACAAAGGAUGUGUGUGAUAAGCCGGAGGAACUAGUGCUACCCGAAA